CCCCAGCACAAACUGAGUAGCCAAUACCCAAUCUGCUCGCUUUUGCUGUUGUCUGCAGCGCAAUUGCAUUUUGCAUGCAGCCUGAAAAUUGUCACUGCUUCUACUGCUGUACUGCCUCAUUGGCAAGAUGUCCCAAGUUUAUCUACUUCCGGUAGCCGUGUUCCUGGUUUUCCAGGUGACCUUUAUUGGCACGUACAUUGUAGCUGUCCUGGAAGGUCACGUUGUUCCCACGGUGCCGUAUAUAAGUGAUGCGGCCACCUACUCGCCCGAGAGCUGCGUGUUCGGGGAACUCAUUAAUAUAGGCAGUGUUCUGUUAGGAAUCACCAUCUAUGUGCGCUACAGACAAGUGAUGCAGUUGUACGAGCACCAUCCGGAUCUGGACAGCGCUGUGAAGCGCCAUAGUCGUGUGGCGCUGUGGUGCGGUAUGCUAUCCUGUCUGGGCAUUAGCUUCGUGGGCAACUUCCAGGAGACUAAUGUGCGCAUUGUGCACUUCAUUGGCGCCUUCUGCUGCUUCGGCUGCGGCACUCUCUACUUCUGGAUGCAGGCGCUCAUAUCGUACAUGAUUUAUCCCAUGUCUGGGACCCGCAUUUACGCCCAUCUGCGUCUGGGCAUGUCCGUCUGCUGUACGAUUCUCUUCAUCCUGCUGGCCGUGACCGGGCUUAUGUCGCACAUCCUGUUCAAGGGCCAGAACCCCAGGAAAUGGUAUCCUUCGGACGGUGGCUGGUACUUUCACGUGAUCAGCAGCAUUUCAGAGUGGAUCAUUGCCACCAUAUUUAGCUUCUUUAUUCUGACAUUUACCACAGAGUUCCGCGAUAUUUCGCUCUCGCAUCCCCAUAUUGCAUUGAUGUCCUACUCUACAACAAUUUAGAAUCUAUUGACCGAGUAUUAGUUGGAUGUGAUGAGAUGAGAGGAUGCCAUGCCGCUCAGUGGCCAUGUUGAUACAUCAUCAUUUAAUCCGUCUCUCUUAAAUAAAGCUAACAAUGAUUCCCUCA
Drosophila obscura is the source of this 992-nucleotide messenger RNA. Its product is annotated as DNA damage-regulated autophagy modulator protein 1. The record is from RefSeq and is a predicted model, not a curated record. Bases 128 to 868 code for a protein of 246 amino acids. Lineage: Eukaryota; Metazoa; Arthropoda; Insecta; Diptera; Drosophilidae. The transcript is spliced from 4 exons.